CUGCAGGUCUGCAUUGGUAAAGGACAUGAAGGUUAUCCUGGUGGAUUACCCUACGAUACAAAUGCGCCUUACUACGCUACACCCGAUACCGAGCUGAUAUUUCACGUCAGCACCUAUUUGUCCGGUGAUGUGACACAGAAAUGGAAACAUAUCGGAAAUGAUGAGGUUCAUAUUGUUUGGUCCGAGCAUUCGAAACCAUAUCGAAGAGAGACAAUGGCGACGAAAUUUGGUGAUGUGUUGAUUGUGCUGGAACGAGCGAGUGAGAAGACUUAUCGUGUGAGGGUUGAGACCGUCAGUGCAUUAGAAUUUGGACCGCUUCACAAUGGUGCCCUUGUUGGAGGUGAAGAGCUUGCGGAACUCGUUCGGCUUACUGUGGUAUGUGUCAUGUCCAGUCCUCUUUAA
Messenger RNA from Cylicostephanus goldi, 402 nucleotides. The record is from the annotation of a GenBank genome assembly. Lineage: Eukaryota; Metazoa; Nematoda; Chromadorea; Rhabditida; Strongylidae.